AAGCACGGGAAACUCAUCACCUUCCUUCGGACAUUCAUGAAGUCGCGGCCAACAAAGCAGAAGCUGAAGCAGAGGGGGAUCCUGAAGGAAAGGGUGUUCGGCUGUGACCUGGGAGAGCAUCUGCUCAACUCUGGCCAUGACGUCCCCCAGGUCCUCAAGAGCUGCACUGAGUUCAUUGAGAAGCAUGGCAUUGUGGAUGGAAUCUACCGACUGUCCGGCAUCGCCUCCAACAUCCAGAAGCUCCGCCACGAAUUUGACUCCGAGCAGAUUCCCGACUUGACCAAGGACAUUUACAUCCAGGACAUCCACUGUGUGGGCUCCCUGUGCAAACUCUACUUCAGAGAGCUGCCCAACCCUCUGCUCACCUACCAACUCUACGAGAAGUUCUCAGAUGCUGUUUCUGCUGCUACAGAUGAAGAGAGGCUGGUGAAGAUCCAUGAUGUGAUCCAGCAGCUUCCCCCUCCCCACUACAGGACACUGGAGUUCCUAAUGAGACACUUAUCUCGCCUGGCUGAUUACUGCUCCAUCACAAAUAUGCACACUAAGAACUUAGCCAUCGUCUGGGCUCCAAACCUCCUCAGGUCGAAGCAGAUCGAGUCAGCCUGUUUCAGCGGCACUGCUGCCUUCAUGGAGGUGAGGAUCCAGUCUGUGGUGGUGGAGUUCAUCCUGAACCACGUGGAUGUCCUCUUCAGUUCCAAGCUCAGCUCAGUCAUACGAGAUGGAGCAGGGCACAGCUCUUUAUCCCGGCCCAAGUCUCUGCUGGUGUCCUCUCCCUCCACGAAGCUGCUCACGCUGGAGGAGGCACAGGCACGGACACAAGCCCAGAUCAACUCUCCCAUUGUGGCAGACAGCAAGUACAUAGAAGUGGGAGAAGGCCCAGCAGCUUUGCAGGGGAAAUUCCACACUGUCAUAGACUUCCCAUCUGAAAGAAAAAGGCCUCCCAGCAAGAUGAAGAAAUCCCCAGUUGGCAGCUGGCGUUCCUUCUUCAACCUGGGCAAAUCCUCCUCCGUGUCCAAGCGCAAACUGCAGCGCAACCCCAGCGAGCCCUCGGAAAUGAAAGCCAUAGCCCUGGCAGGUGGACGAGGAGACAGUGGGACUCUGCGCUCGGCGAAGAGUGAGGAGUCACUCACCUCUCUGCACGCUGUGGAUGGUGAAUCCAAACUGUUCCGGCCCAGGAGACCCAGGUCCAGCAGCGAUGCCCUCUCUGCCUCCUUCAACGGAGAACUCUUGGGCAACAUGAAUCGCUGCAAUUCCUACGACAACCUUCCCCACGACGACAGCGACGGCGACGAGGGGCUGAUCCACGUCCCUGCCCUGAUAUCCCCUCGGUCUUCUGAAGAUGUUGACCUGAGCCCACCGGACAUCGGAGUCGCUAGCCUGGAUUUUGACCCAAUGUCAUUUCAGUGCAGCCCACCCCAAGCAGAGUCCGAGUGCCUGGAUAGCAGCACCUCCCUGCUGGAGUCAGUUGGCAUCAAUAAGGAGAAGUCGAGUCUGCUCAAGAAGGAUUUAGAAUCAGGCAGCCAGUCCCAGACCCCAGGCAGUGCCACGAGCUCUGAGCCAGUCUCCCCUUUCCAGGAGAAGAUGAGUCCCUUCUUCACGAUGGACCUGAGCCCCACGGAAGAGCAGGCCUGCAAGCCCCUCACCUUCUCCCCCAAGACGGGCAGGAAGCCUCUCAAGUCCCCUCCACUGACCACAGAACCUGCGUCCUUCGCUCUGCCCGGCCGCGGGCCAGAAGCCGUCGGAGGAGUGCCCAUCCCACCCAGGAACUCCUCCACUUCCAGCUGGAGCAAAGGGAUUGGCAUCACUGAGAUCACAAACAGGUCCCCAACCCAGAUGUCCUUGCCCCUGAAAAACAGUGACACAGGAGCAGGGGAAGGAGCCCACCAAGAGCUGCAGCAUGCCCAGCUAGUGGCUGCUGGCAAACCAGAGUUGCCAGAAGAAGGGGAGAGACCCAUGUCAAGCAGUCAGAAUAAGACUGUACCCACUGGACACACACAGCCAGGAGCAGUUGCCCUCGACUCCCCCCAGGAUCCUGUUCCUGUCAGUUCUGUGUCUCUUAUCCCUCCUCCUCCUCCGAAAAACGCAGCGCGCAUGCUAGCCCUAGCGUUAGCCGAGUCCGCGCAGCAAGCAUCCGCUCAGUCCCAGAAAAGGCCAGGAGAUGCUCAUGCUGAAAGCACAAAUUAUGGAGAGGCUGAAGCUGGCACAGCUCUAGAAAAGCUCCAUCUCUCUGCUGGUGCUCCAGACAAGCUCCACCUGUAUACUGGUCUCCCCGAGAACCGACUGCACUUCCAACCCGGUGCACCAGUAGAGCAGGAGUUCCAAGCUAGCAGCACACCCGGGGAGCAGAACCACCCACCGGGUGCACCUGGAAGCCAGGACCUCCCUCCUCUCCACGCUGGCAUGCCUGGGGACAUGCCUGCUAGCAGAGAUGCAGAGCAGGAGCAGUCCAGCUUCCACCCCGGGAUAGCAGGGGACAAAGAGCACGUCCCGUGCCAGGCGGGGGACUGGGAGCGCUCGGCCCAGCACCCUGCGGGCGCACUGCCCGACUGGGAGUCGCCCAGCGCAGAGCUGUCUGUAGAUAAGCCCCAUCUCCGUGCAUGCAUGUCUGGGGACAAGCUCCACACUCCCAGCUGCACA
This is a messenger RNA of Acanthisitta chloris (rifleman), 2637 nucleotides long. RefSeq names its product rho GTPase-activating protein 32-like. The transcript is spliced from 11 exons. Gene Ontology annotation, biological process: small GTPase-mediated signal transduction. Gene Ontology annotation, cellular component: fibrillar center; Golgi apparatus; actin cytoskeleton. The annotation marks the transcript as partial. Gene Ontology annotation, molecular function: GTPase activator activity. Lineage: Eukaryota; Metazoa; Chordata; Aves; Passeriformes; Acanthisittidae. The record is from RefSeq and is a predicted model, not a curated record.